AACACUGACAAUGGCGGCCGUCAGAGCCCAGACCAAAUUUUUAUCCACAAAUGUCUUAAUUAAGCCGUUUUUCAGCCGUUUUUGUGCCUCGGGGUCAGGUCAGGAGGCAGGUGAAGGUGCCAGCCAGGUCAAGAAGGUCAACCAAGAGUCAGGUCAAGACGGAAGUCAAAUAAAGAAGGUCGAGCCGGGUGGGUUUGCCAAGUCCUUCAUCAAGUACACUCAGAGCUCUAGUUCCAAGGUGUCGGAGGAGGCUCCUAAGCCUACGAGGACAUUUUCUUCACUACUCAGGAACUCUAAACUGAUCCAGUUGGGUGAUCCUGAAGGCAAGGUAGUGGAGGGCACCGUCUUCCACGUUGUUGAGAACGAUCUGUACAUCGACUUUGGGAGCAAAUUUUAUUGUGUCUGUCAUAGACCUCAGAGGAACGCUCAGAGUUAUGUGAGAGGUGCUCGGGUCCGGCUACGUCUCCAUGAACUGGAGCUCUCCACCCGUUUCCUGGGGUCGUCUACAGACAUGACGUUACUCGAGGCAGAUGCAACACUCCUGGGUUUGAUUCAUCCACCAAAGAAAACCGAAUCAGCCAAGCAGUUUGGUUCCGAGCAGUCGUUCGUAAACCCAUUUGUUCAUCAGUCCAACAUAUGUACGUAUACAGUAUUGUACAGUAGUGUAGUGUAUGUACAUGUAUGUAUGAAUAGUGAGUAAACUAGAAGUAUACAUAGUUUAAACAUAUACAUGAACACAGGAAAAAUAAAAAUACAAAAAUAUAUUAUCAUGUCUAUUCUUGUUUCAAAUUCAGAUUCAAAUUCCUUUAUUUCCUUGCAGGUUUACAAUGUGGUUGACAUAUUUUAGGAACUAUAUUUACAUAGGUAGUUUACAUUGAGGGUUUACAAUGAUUUGUAGUGCAAAGAGAACCAGUAUCUUGCCUUGGUAUUUCUCUUGUGAUGGCCUGGUGCUUCUUAGCACCACCACCUGUAUCACCACUGCCUUUGUGCUUAACACCAGACAUAUUGGGGAUAUAAUCAUCACAAAUAAUACUGAAUUUGUGGAGAGAGCGCAGGCAUACAUAUGAACGAUGCUGCUAGAGUAACCUACUGUGUACUGUUUACAUCUCGGUGCUUCCCACAAAUUGUUCGCAUUAUCAAGAGUUCGCAACACGAAUGUUUGUAUGUAGGGGAGUCUCUGUACAAGCCUAACCUAAAAUAGCUAUAAGUUUAGAGGAAGCACCAAAACACCUACUUAAAGAACUUCACUAGACAAUUUAGCAGAGUCAAGCGAGGCUCGGUUGCACAGUGACGAUUUUUUGGACUAUUUCCUGCUUACCUCUAAAAUUAAAAUGUUUUGACUAAAAUCCAUCAUAAUAGAGGCAAAAUUCCUAAUCUAUUAGAUUUUAUUACACUCUUCAUAUAUAUUUUUUUUAAAUAUGUGAAAUAUUAAGAAAAUUUGUGCUCGAGGUGCAGAGGUUAUGCAACGUGAGUGCAACAUUGCUGGUUCUUUAUCUUUCUUAACUCUUAAAUUGUCCAAAUGUACAUCUGUGAUCGCGUGUGUAGCGCUCCGAAUGUAGAUCCACGUUCGAUUUUACAUUCUUAUGUAAAAAAAAAACGUAGAUCUACGUUCGGAGCGCUACGCGCACAAAUGUAGAUCUAUGUUUGGACAGUUAAGGGUUAAAUAAUGGCUUUCUGUAAAUGUGAGUCACCUCCCUUAUAAAGCCCCUCUAUAUACAGUAAUGAAUUUUUUUGUAAAUGCAAUUAAAAAUACAAUCAGAAUUUAAUUGCAUGUUAAAAGGCCUUCAUAGUAUGUACUAUAUUCUAUUCAUUUUUGGAACCAUUUCUUCCAAUUAUAUUUACACAAAAUAUUACUGUAUAGAAUGGUUUUACGAGAGUUUGCUGUAUGUAAAAAGUCUCAGAUAUAAAAUAUAGUGUAUUAUAAUGUAGAUUUUUUUUAUUGAUGUUAAUAAUAAAAGAAAAUUUUGAU
Molecule: messenger RNA, 1969 nt
Organism: Cherax quadricarinatus
Lineage: Eukaryota; Metazoa; Arthropoda; Malacostraca; Decapoda; Parastacidae
Gene: mRpS28
Product: mitochondrial ribosomal protein S28
Cellular component (GO): mitochondrial small ribosomal subunit
Source: RefSeq, a predicted model, not a curated record